This is a messenger RNA of Microcebus murinus (gray mouse lemur), 4159 nucleotides long. It is a transcript of the gene PDGFD, whose product is annotated as platelet derived growth factor D. Gene Ontology annotation, biological process: positive regulation of cell population proliferation; positive regulation of phosphatidylinositol 3-kinase/protein kinase B signal transduction; platelet-derived growth factor receptor signaling pathway. Gene Ontology annotation, molecular function: growth factor activity; platelet-derived growth factor receptor binding. Gene Ontology annotation, cellular component: membrane. NCBI's taxonomy places the organism in Eukaryota, Metazoa, Chordata, Mammalia, Primates, Cheirogaleidae. The record is from RefSeq and is a predicted model, not a curated record.
GGCAUGCUCAGUGGCGGAGCAGGUUUGGGCCGGGCCUGGGGAGCCGGGGUGCUCGCGCCGCCGCUCCUAGCCUGAGGGCGCGCAGCGCUCGGGGCCGUCGCCUGGGUGGGAGGACGCGGCUGCUCCGCUCGCCCGCCCGCCCGCCCCGCCGGACGCGGCGCCGCCCGCCCCCUGCAGCCUGUGCUGCAGCUGCCGGCCACCGGAGGGGGCGAACAAACGUCAACCUGUUGUUUGUCCCGUCCCCAUUUAUAAGCUCAGCACCACAAGGAAGUGCGGCACCCACACGCGCUCAGAAAGUUCAGCAUGCAGGAAGUUUGGGGAGAGCUCGGCGAUUAGCACAGCCACCCGGGCCACGCUGGGCGAGCGCAGGCAGCAAGAGCGCAGGGCGGCGCGGCGUCCGUCCCGGGAGCGGAACCCGGCUUUUUCUUGGAGCGACGCUGUCCCCAGGUUGCUAAUCCCAAAUGCACCGGCUCAUCUUCGUCUACACUCUAGUCUGCGUGAACUUUUGCAGCUAUCGGGACACUUCUGCAACUCCGCAGAGCGCAUCCAUCAAAGCUUUGCGCAACGCCAACCUCAGGCGAGAUGAGAGCAAUCACCUCACAGACUUGUACCGAAGAGACGAGACCAUCCAGGUGACGGGAAACGGCCACGUGCAGAGUCCUCGCUUCCCCAACAGCUACCCCAGGAACCUGCUCCUGACCUGGCGGCUGCGUUCCCAGGAGAAGACAAGGAUCCAGCUCGUGUUCGACAACCAGUUUGGAUUAGAGGAGGCAGAAAAUGAUAUCUGUAGGUAUGAUUUUGUGGAAGUUGAAGAUAUAUCUGAAACUAGCACUGUUAUUAGAGGACGAUGGUGUGGACACAAGGAAGUUCCUCCAAGGAUAACAUCAAGAACAAACCAAAUUAAAAUAACAUUCAAGUCCGAUGACUACUUUGUGGCUAAACCUGGAUUCAAGAUUUAUUAUUCUUUUGUGGAAGAUUUCCAGCCCGCAGCCGCCUCAGAGACCAACUGGGAAUCAGUCACAAGCUCUAUUUCAGGGGUAUCCUAUCACUCUCCAUCAGUAACGGAUCCCACUCUGACUGCGGAUGCUCUGGACAAAACAGUUGCAGAAUUUGAUACCGUGGAAGAUCUGCUCAAGCACUUCAACCCAGAGUCAUGGCAAGAAGAUCUUGAGAAUUUAUAUUUGGAUACCCCUCAUUAUCGAGGCAGGUCGUACCAUGACCGGAAGUCAAAAGUUGACCUGGACAGGCUCAAUGAUGACGUCAAGCGCUACAGCUGCACUCCCAGGAAUUACUCGGUCAAUUUAAGAGAAGAGCUGAAGCUGACCAGUGUGGUCUUCUUUCCACGUUGCCUCCUUGUGCAGCGCUGUGGAGGAAAUUGUGGCUGUGGAACUGCCAACUGGAAGUCCUGCACAUGCAAUUCAGGGAAAACUGUGAAGAAGUAUCAUGAGGUGUUAAAGUUUGAGCCUGGCCACCUCAGGAGGAGGGGCAGAGUGAAGACCAUGACUCUCGUUGACAUUCAGUUGGAUCACCAUGAGCGGUGCGAUUGUAUCUGCAGCUCAAGACCGCCUCGAUAAAAGAAUGUGCACAUACUUACAUUAAGCUUGAAGAAACCUUUAGUUUAAGGGGGGUGUGGUAAGAGACCCAUUUUCCACCAGCAACCGAACUUACUACUAGCCUGCAAUGCAAUGAACACAAGUGGUUGCUGAGUUUCAACCUAGCUUUGUUAGUGCCAUGGCAAGUAGAAAGGCGUAUCAUCAACUUCUAUAUUCAAGAAUAUAGGAUUGCAUUUAAUAAUAGUGUCUGAGGAUAUAUAUACACAGCACAGAUAUGUAUAUCCAUGUCUAUGUGUAAAUAGAUCAAAUGAUUUAUUCAAUAUAUAUAACCAGGUACACCAGAGCUCACAUAUGGUUAUUUAGACCCUUAAAAUCUUUUGACAAAAUAAGAGACAAUCAAAUAUAUGAAAUAUGUCUUUAAAUUUUUCAGAAGAUGAAUUUGUUUAUUUUUAAAUUUUGAAUCACAAAACAAUUUUGGAUCUAGCUCUCUUAAAGAAAUCAUCAUGUACAUCUGUACCCCCAUAAUAUGCCGAAAUAAAAUAAAUAAAUAAAUAAAUAAGUUGAGAUGUAAAAAAAAAACCAAAAGAUGAGCUUUUCUUAGGUAUAUAUCUUAACUGAUUACAUAAAAGGAAAAAUAUGAUUUCUCGGAAAAAGGCAAAUACUUAGGCAUUUUUCCCACAAGAUGCACUACACACUUACCUAUGUAGACAAUAAUAACCUGUCUCCAAGACCAUGCCAUAAUAACAUAGGUGCUUUAGAAAUUAAAUCAUUAAGUCUUUUCAUGCAUUUUGCUGAUGCAUUCUAAUCCAUUUAAAACCUGUCCCGAAAAAAGUACUCAGUGUCUUUAUUAUUAUAAUCUUACAAGAGACAAUUUAUGAGCUGUAGCAGAAUUUUGAAUUUUUAUUUUUCCAAACCCCUCCACAAGGGCAAAUCCUUUCAAGAAUGGCGUGGGAAUUCUGUAUGAGCCUUUCAAAAUGGUGUUCAUUGGAAGAUUUGGGUAGUUGAGAGUUUAAAAAGUGAGUAUUGAAUACAUUAACAUAACUGGAAAUCAGGUAGAAUAUUUGAUAGACUUCAUAUUUAAUAAUGGAUUCAAACUCUCUAAACUAUGCCAAUUAAUUUUUAUCUAUCUUGCAUUUGUGUUCCUGUCUCUUCGAUAUAGAAACUUGGAUUUAAAAUGGCAUUCUAUUUUUGGCAAGCCAUCAUGGAUUAUUUUUAGCCUAAAAGCUUUUGUGUAUCAAUAAAACAACCAAAUUUUAUUAAUGCAAAUUCCCGAUCCUAUAACGUCAUCACCAUGCUCAGUAUGUUUCUCAACCAAGUGAAGUCAGAUCUGGGGUCUCUGGUUCUUUCUAAAUCUGUGAGUCUUGUUCUAAGAAGCCAACUGUGAAUCGUGGGAGCACAAGUUCGUCCCUGCUCUCUCACUAGAAAACUGUGUUGCAUGGAUUAUUGGUAUUUAGAGUAAUUUUUCCUCCCUGGCUCCUUCAUGUCUGUUUUAAAGGAGACUGACUCCAAGAGGAGGAAGUGAUUCAUCAUUCUCCAAAGCAAGACACUUAAAGAGAGCAGCUCUGAAAUCCGAAGAUAGCUCAGGGGCUGCUCACAGAGAACUACCUUUUUCUUCCUGCCUUGAAAGGAAAAAGGAGAGCCGAUUCCUUCUGUGAGUCUAGGGCCCUACCGCCUACAACCAGUUUGGGUGAGAGGUAUGUGGCAGGGCUAGUGAAGUCCCAGUGUCAGACGAGUGGCCGUGAUAUACUUAGAUUUCUAAGCGUGGUGCUCUCAGGCCCAGCUCUCAACUACCCUUAGGUAGCUUACUUCUUCCCAGCUCUUUCAGAUGAAAGACCUGUGCUUAUUGAAGAUGUACCUUCUAAAACUCCCCUAGAAGUGCCUGAUGUUUUUAUUGAGGCAGUGAGUGGUAAAAUUACUCCAUUGUUCAAGUCUCCAAAAUCCCAGAAAUAUCCCAGGCAGACACUAACAAUCAGGAACCACUCUUCCUCUUCAUGGCUACUUGCAAGUUUCCUGUGAAAACAUUGGCUUCCUGUACCCAAUUCAAAGUGUGUGUUGUUACAUCACUCUAGCUUGUACAGCUCACGUCGUAGCUGUAAAUAUGAAAAAUUAGAGUGUUCUACCCGAUUUUCAAUAAACCUUCCAGGCUGCAAUAACCAGGAUGGUUUUCAGUUAAAGCCCUAUCUGUACUUUUUAUUUAUUAGCUGAAAUGUAAGCAGGCAUAUUCACUCACUUUUCUUUGUCUUUCCUGAGAGUUUUUUUAUUAAAACUUCUCCCUUGGUUAUCUGUUAUCUAUUGCACUUCCACCAUGUAGCCAAUAAAUCUGGUUCAUUGCCAUCAAAGGAAUAAAAAGCUCAACGUACAGAUUACAUUUCAAAACAAACCCUAAUAAAUCCACAUUUCUGCAUGGCUCACUCAACUGAAAUAAUGCCUUUCAUUCAAUAUGUUCCUAUAGGGCAGAACACUUCCAUAAGUAGAGUUUUUUAUGUUUUUUUUUUUUUUUGUCAUGUUGAUAACAUGCAGCUUUUUCCUCUCAUAGAAUUUUCUAUGGCAAAUGUAAUAUGCCUCUUAUCUUCAUGAAAAAUAAAUAUUGCUCUUGAACAAACCUA